This is a messenger RNA of Mytilinidion resinicola, 1418 nucleotides long. RefSeq names its product ribonuclease M. Gene Ontology annotation, molecular function: RNA binding; ribonuclease T2 activity. Gene Ontology annotation, biological process: RNA catabolic process. Lineage: Eukaryota; Fungi; Ascomycota; Dothideomycetes; Mytilinidiales; Mytilinidiaceae. Gene Ontology annotation, cellular component: extracellular region. The coding region runs from base 6 to 1247 and encodes 413 amino acids. The transcript is spliced from 3 exons. The record is from RefSeq and is a predicted model, not a curated record.
CGGCUAUGGCUUCCUCAAUUCCCUCUCUGCGGUCGCUCUCCAAGUUUGCGCUCGGCGGUGCGCAGCUGUUCCUGGGUUCUGGGUCUACGGUGCUGGGUGGUACUCCGAAGACAUGCUCUACGACAGGGCAGCUUAGCUGCCACAACACCACGGCGGUAGCAGACCUCUGCUGCUUCAACGCGCCUGGCGGACAGCUCCUCCAGACACAAUUCUGGGACACGGACCCAGCCACCGGACCGUCAGAUUCAUGGACCAUUCACGGCUUAUGGCCAGAUCACUGUGACGGCACCUUCGACGCCAACUGCGACACCAGCCGGGCAUAUACCGGAAUCGGGGAUAUUUUGACCAGCUUCGGCAAGACGGAUGUACUCACCUAUAUGCAGACGUACUGGAAAGACUAUCAGGGCAAUGACGAGUCAUUCUGGGAGCAUGAAUGGGGCAAACAUGGCACUUGCGUCAGCACCUAUGACACAGAUUGCUACACCGACUACCAGGCAAAGGAGGAAGCUGCAGAUUUCUUUGAGAGGACCGUCAACCUCUUCAAGACUCUUCCAUCUUAUACUUGGCUACAAGCAGCCGGCAUUGUCCCUUCCAGCACUGCUACAUACACCGCUGCCGCCAUCCAAGCCGCGCUAGGGAAGAAUCGCAAUGGCGUUGAGGUCACUUUGGGCUGCAGCAACGGCGCGCUCAACGAGAUCUGGUACCACUACAAUGUGAAGGGUAGCGUCCAAACGGGCGAGUUCGUAGUCGCUGCCCCUGACGGUAGCAAGUCGACAUGCCCUGACACUGGGAUCAAAUACCUCCCAAAGAGUGGCAGUGGUGGAGGGUCACCAACAACGACUUUCGUCACCGGGACUAAGACGAGCACUUCGGCUCCUACGAGUACUGGGGGUGCUUUUUCCGGUAAAGGCUACUUGAAUGUGUCUACGGGUGGUGCGGCAACGGGAUGUCUGAUCUCGGCUGGCACAUGGUACACAUCGGGUACUUGCGCAACCUACACGGCUGCCACGAGCGGAUCGGGUUUCACGCUGUCAACUUCCAAGGGGAAGUGUGCUGUUGUGUCUGGUGCCUUCACCUGCGGAUCGAGUGUCAGCUCUGCGACUGUCUUCACCGCUAGCAGUGGCAAGCUGGCAGCGAACGGCAGUGCGAACUUCUAUGCGGAUGCUGUCGCGAGUGGGAGCACCCAAGAAACGGUGUAUACCAGCAGUCAUUCGACGAGCUUGACGAUUACAUGGCAGAGCGUGUAGGCCGUUCAGGGUUACGAUAUGUCACAAUUUCUAGCAUUUAUGGAUUGGGUUGCACAUAAACAUAUAUAUGACGAUUUGAAAUUCUUACUUCUAAAGUCAAUACCUUGUAGCCGCAAUUGAAUAUGCUGUCUCUUUAGAAUCAACUUGGCGGUUCUAACUCGCUUUGUGGAG